AAUGUGCUCAAAAGACCACAGGACCAGCUCUGAGGAACACACGACUUCAUCUACACCACCAAUUCGCAUUCAAUAGAUACGUAGCGACUUAAAAUAUUGGCCUUUUUCUAUCCUUGCUUUCCAGAGAUAUGAAUAGAACACAGCACCUGUUGCUUUGAACUACACCUCCGGACGCUUUAUAUCACAAACUACCACACUGCGGAGCUGAAGUGAUGUCCACGGGUUCAGUAAGUGAUCCCGAAGACCUGCAAUCCAUCUCUCACUGUCUCGACGACUCUGAAGACGACUUUAGUCUGGAUGAUGGUCUGAAGCCAAAGCCAAAGAGUAAAACUCCUCGAGGCGCUGCCAGCAACACCAACAAGCCCCAAAUGAAGCUGGCGAAAGACGGCAGACAGUCUCAGAGGAAUGCAGCUAAUGCCAGAGAAAGAGCGCGUAUGAGGGUCCUGAGCAAAGCCUUCUCGCGGCUGAAGACCAGUCUACCAUGGGUCCCUGCAGACACCAAACUAUCCAAGUUGGACACACUGCGUCUGGCCUCCAGCUACAUCUCACACCUCCGACAACUCCUGCAGGAUGACACGUAUCACAACAACCUCGCACACCCUGCCAACCUGACCUGGCCUUUUGUGGUCUCAGCACGAUCAGAGGACACCAAAGACAUUUCUGCAGCGGUCAGACUUUGUGGAGCUACAGCAUAAACAUCUGGCACCUCUCUGUCUUUUAUCCCUCUCUCUCUCUUUUACUGUCUGUACUCAUGCACUUCCUUUGAACUUACAUCACUGAACAUUAUGCAAUGAAUACAACUGCAUGUGGAACGCAAGCAGUUCAGCAGUCAUUGCAUACAAAUCUGUCUUUAUAGCCAGAUGAUAUUAAAGUAAUUUCUACCUUUUUAUAUUUGUUUUGGCUUAAAAGCAACCUCUAAAAAACAAACUAAACGUCUACGGGAAGCAAAGGAAAUCAGUUUUGUUUCUAAGGCUAUUGUAAGUCUUUGACUGUAGGUUUUUUUUUUUCCUGUUUAUAGUUUAUUUUUUAUUAUUUACAUUAUUACAGAUGGAAAAAGAGAUCACAGAUGAACAUUUUUGUCCAUAUAUUAUUUUUACUCGAAGGUAUGCUUAUUUAUGAUUGUGAUAUUUCUGGUUUGUUGUAUUGUUUGUAUGUUUCACCAAAUUUAUUGUCUACAUCACUUCAACACACUGUAAAAUUUAAUAUGUUGAUUUAUUGUGAACUUCCACGAGAAACUGAACUAAAGUUGUCUUUUUUUCUCUAUGAACUAUGUAUGCGACUAAACGAGAAUUCUGGGAUUGCACAUGAGAAUUGUUGGAUGGAAGUGGUUUGCUAUAGGUUGAUGCCCAUUUAAGUGUUGUCCCACCCUCAAUUCAAUGUUAGCAAAAAUGAGAUGAGAUGUUGUUGCAAGAAUAUGGAAGGCCAUCGGUGCCAAAAGUAUUUCAUGGAAGGCAGUUAUUAUGGAAUGUGAUUAAACACCUCAUGUUUGUAAA
This is a messenger RNA of Danio rerio (zebrafish), 1493 nucleotides long. The record is from RefSeq and is a predicted model, not a curated record. NCBI's taxonomy places the organism in Eukaryota, Metazoa, Chordata, Actinopteri, Cypriniformes, Danionidae.